AUGGUCUCCUUCCUUCGUCUUGCCGUUGCCUGCUUCGCUGCUGUCGGAGCUCUGGCAGCCCCUGUCGAGUCUCUUGAAGAGCGCUCCGACGAGCUGUUCAACAGCACCCUCCACGAGUUCGCCGAACGGUCCACCCCCAGCUCUACCGGCUGGAGCAAUGGAUACUACUACUCCUUCUGGACCGACGGCGGCGGCUCCGUGACCUACACCAACGGCGCCGCCGGCCAGUACAGCGUGCAGUGGUCCAACGUCGGCAACUUUGUCGGCGGAAAGGGCUGGAACCCGGGUUCUGCCAGAACCAUCAACUACGGCGGCAGCUUCAACCCCAGCGGCAACGGGUACCUGGCUGUGUACGGAUGGACCACCAACCCGCUCGUCGAGUACUACGUGGUGGAGUCCUACGGCACCUACAACCCCGGCAGCGGUGGCACCUACAAAGGCACCGUCAACAGCGACGGCGGCACCUACAACAUCUACACUGCCACGCGCUACAAUGCGCCUUCGAUCAUCGGCACCGCGACCUUCACGCAGUACUGGUCGGUGCGGACGUCGAAGCGGACCGGCGGUACCGUGACGAUGGCGAAUCACUUCAAUGCGUGGGCCAGCCAUGGAAUGAACCUGGGAACCCACAACUACCAGAUUGUUGCCACUGAGGGAUACCAGAGCAGUGGAUCUUCGUCCAUUACUGUGUACUGA
Molecule: messenger RNA, 696 nt
Organism: Aspergillus terreus NIH2624
Lineage: Eukaryota; Fungi; Ascomycota; Eurotiomycetes; Eurotiales; Aspergillaceae
Product: glycoside hydrolase family 11 protein
Exons: 2
Coding region: 1-696 (231 amino acids)
Biological process (GO): xylan catabolic process
Molecular function (GO): hydrolase activity, hydrolyzing O-glycosyl compounds
Source: RefSeq, a predicted model, not a curated record